This is a messenger RNA of Prorocentrum cordatum, 576 nucleotides long. NCBI's taxonomy places the organism in Eukaryota, Dinophyceae, Prorocentrales, Prorocentraceae. The record is from the annotation of a GenBank genome assembly.
CCCUCGCGGCCGCCCCCCGCAAUGGCCCACGGCACGGCGCCGCGCAGCCAGGCCGCCGGCGCGGGCGCGCGCGCACCGAGCUCCGCCGUGGCUGCGGCGGCCGAGGCCGUCGAGCGCAGCGUGGCGGGCCUGUGCCCGCGCGUCGGGCGCGGGGAGGUGGCGCAGGAGUUCGCGCUGCCCGCCAGCGGCGCCGAGGAGGCGCUGGAGCUCGCGGCCUGCAGGCUUGGCCGCCGCUGCGCGGUGGACUUCGUCGUCUCCGGCGCCGUGCCCGUCGCCGGGCAGCCCUGCGCCCGGCGGGAGCUGUGCGUGGCGGCGGGCGGCGGGCCGCUGGCCGCCGCGGUGGCGCGGCUGGGCGGCCCGGCGGCCCACGCGGAGCGGUACGCGGCGCGCGCGAGCGUGGUCGACGCGCGGGACGCCGAGCGCGCUGACGUGGCGCGCGGACCUCGAGGCGCGCUGGGCCUCCUGCAGCCGCGCGGAGCUCGGCGGAGGCGGCAGGGGCGGGCUGCAGCCCAGGGGGGCGGGCACCGUCUACGGCAGGCUCGCACCGCGUCGACCGCCGCCGGCGUUCCACGCUGA